Messenger RNA from Durusdinium trenchii, 426 nucleotides. Lineage: Eukaryota; Dinophyceae; Suessiales; Symbiodiniaceae. The record is from the annotation of a GenBank genome assembly.
AUGGGCUGGCAAUGCACGGGCCCCUUUCCGUCCAUCGACAUGUCCAGGACACCAAGCCUCCCGGUUGUGCCUGGCAGCCUCAAAGGCGCUUUUGUGCUUCGAAUGCCGUUGGACUCGGUGGAUUUGGCCAUUUUUGCCCAGCUUGAUGUGCAGAUUCUCCUUUUCCAGCUUUUUCAGCCCGCACUUCGCGUUGGAGCCGGAGAGAUUUUACACUUGCUCACUCAUGGAGGCAUGUGGGCACCACUUCCAUCCUCCAAGCACAAGAAAAAUCGGACUUGUGCGGCAGUGUCGUUGAGAUCGACCGCCUCAGGGGCCCUUUGGCACAUUUGGCAGGGAAGAGCGCUUGCAUUCUCAGCUAUGAUGUGGAGAACGAUUGAUUCAUAUAGCUGCGACAUGCAAUACACGGUUCCCAUUAAAGCCCAUUAA